AUGUUCGGACCAUUCAAGAAUGGGGGGUCCAAACCCCGUACGAGAAACAUGCGAUUAUUGUUUAGUUAUUUGCCCGAUUGGAUCGUCACAUGCGGUCUUGCCGCGGCCUUUUUCGCACUUGACAAAAUAGACGGAUUCCGUCGUGAAUUCUCACUAACCGAUACAACAAUUCAACACACAUACACCGUGCACGAACGAGUUCCCAACUGGAUGCUCAUAGCCAUAUGCUUCGGCAUUCCAGUCGUGAUCAUGCCGAUCGCGAACAUGCUGACGGUCCGGAGCUGGUGGGACUGGCACCUCUCCAUGCUAGGCUUGGUCCUCGGACUGGCUACCACCGGCGCUGUUACCCAAGUCGUCAAGGUAACAGUCGGUCGCCCUCGCCCAGACGCAAUCGCGCGUUGCAAGCCCACGGCAGGUUCACACGACCGUGCGGUCUUUGGGCUCGUCACGACGGACAUAUGCACCGAGACCGAUGUAUAUGAUGAAGGACGGAUGGAGGAGUUUCUUUUCGGGGCAUUCGUCUUCCCUGCUGUUGAUUCGUGUACCGGAGCUGACUCAUUUGGCAGUGAGUUUUGCCGGCCUAGGAUUCCUUUCAUUCUACCUCGCUGGGAAACUCCAUCUUUUGAUGAGCGCGGACAUACAGGGAAAGCAUGGAUCGCAUUAACACCUCUCACCGGGGCACUCUUGACUGCUAUUUCGCGAACGAUGGACUACCGACACCACUGGCAAGACGUUCUCGUAGGCUCAGCAGUCGGCCUACUGUUCUCGUACUUUGCCUACAGACAAUACUACCCCACCCUCGAAUCUCCCUUUUCGCAUAAACCCUACUCGCCCCGCAUCCCGAAAGACGACGCGUACAGAGACGCCGUGCUCCCAUUCACGCGAUCAGACGACGACCACUCGAACUCAGGCCACGGGGGAGCAUACCGCCGGUUCUCGCUCGGCAAAGGCUCUGCCGCCGCCGGCGGUGGAGGAGCAAGUCACGCCCCUAUGCCGGUGCCAACAACUAUGCGGGCUCGCAGCAUGCUCAUGCGUACCCUCCCAUGGCGAGCAGUUCUGAAGUCCGACUUGGGAAUCCGGAUGAUGAUGAGGUCACCAUUGGGGGGAAUGCUAGUCCGCCCAAGGUUGGGAGGCGGAUGA
Rhizoctonia solani is the source of this 1140-nucleotide messenger RNA. Its product is annotated as phosphatidate phosphatase PPAPDC1A. Gene Ontology annotation, biological process: phospholipid metabolic process. The transcript is spliced from 9 exons. NCBI's taxonomy places the organism in Eukaryota, Fungi, Basidiomycota, Agaricomycetes, Cantharellales, Ceratobasidiaceae. The record is from RefSeq and is a predicted model, not a curated record. The coding region runs from base 1 to 1140 and encodes 379 amino acids. Gene Ontology annotation, molecular function: phosphatidate phosphatase activity.